GUCCACUUCCACUCCUUUGCACUCUCGGGAACACAACAGCAGCAGACAAGAUGCGCGGCUCCAUCCUGUGCUUUCUGGCAUCUGCCACAGUCGCAGCGGGCGUAGUACUUACCAACCCGCGCGGCAACGUGACUUUCGAAGGCAUUGAGCGCAAUGGUAUUGAGAUCUUCCUGGGCAUCCCGUAUGCUAAAGACACCGGUGGCGAGAACCGAUUCAAGCCUCCUGUCCCUUACGAAUACACUCCCGGUUCCAUCAUCGACGCCACCCAACACGGUCCUGCGUGUCCACAGGCACUGGGCCAGCUUUACGCCCCUCUUGGACUCGACAAUAUCACCGAGAUCUCAGAGGCCUGUUUGAACGUCAACGUCGCCCGUCCUAAGCCGGCGGAUAGAGAAGGCAAGGGGCCACUUCCGGUACUCGUCUGGAUUCAUGGAGGAUCUUUCUGGUGGGCCAGUAACAAUGAACCGACAACUGCCCCUGAUGGUAUGAUCAAGCAGUCAGUGGAGAACGGAGAUCCCAUCAUCCAUGUUGCCUUGAACUACCGUCUUGGAUUGUUCGGCUUCGCAACCUCGGAAUCGCUGAAAGAGGAGGGCAGUAUGAACGCCGGCCUUCGCGAUCAGCGCGCCGCUAUUGAAUGGGUUCGCGAUAACAUUGCUUUUUUUGGUGGGGAUCCGACGAGAAUUACCAUCGCGGGUCAAUCUUCCGGCGGUCUGGCAAUUGGAAUGCAGAUCCUAGCUUAUGGAGGAGAAAAGCCACUGCCAUUCCAGCGGGGUAUUGCUGAGUCACAAUCAUUGGAGCCUGGUAUCACUGGUACUUUUGCCAAGGAGGCUAUGAAAGCUGUGAUCGAUUAUGUUGGAUGCAACAAGACCGACGUGGACCAUCCGGACACGAUCGAGUGCCUGCGUGGACUUGACACCAACACUCUCUUUGAGGCCUCAAACGCCACAUACAUUGCCGACAUUGCUCAUAACAUUGGUGAUGUCUGGCUACCACAGGUUGAUGGCGACUUCCUACCAGAUGCACCCAGCAAGCUCAUUGCGGAAGGCCGUUUCGGAAAUGCAACCUUCAUGUCCGGAUGGAUGCAAGGAGACCUCGACAUCUAUACCAACCGUUCCAUUUCGACCGCCAAGGACACAUACGACUUCAUCCGCGGCUAUCUACCAGCCAUGGCAGAAACCACGAUUCUGCAGCUACUGAACAUGUACCCUGUAGAGGAGUUUGGUUCCACUGUGAAUCUGACGCAAGAGUUCUAUCGCUCUUCCCGCAUCUUCCGCGACAUCUUGAUGGUGUGCCCGUCUCUACACCUCGGAGGUGCCAUCAACAACAUGUUCGAAGCCCCAGUCUACUUCUACAACUGGAACCAGACCAUUCUCGACCCGAUCCUCGAAUAUCUCUUGAAGGUCCAAGGUCUUGGAGUAGUGCAUACCUCUGAGUUUGCAUACAUCUUCGAUAGCAUGCACGUAUACAACAACUCAGGCUUGCCAUACAACCCAACGGCGUCUGAUCGUGAUCUUGCCAUCCGGUCGAGUCGCUCAUGGACAACAUUUGUUAGCAAGGGUGCUCCGACUAUGAGCGAAAAAAUUGCGAUGACAUUGCCGAGUUGGGAUGAGGCGUUUAGUCGACCUGGGGGACCUCAUGUGAUGACCAUUGGUGGAUCCGAUCCUGGCAACAACGCUCUGGGCAAGGUAAAUGCGACCCAGGUAAUGGCGGAGCAGAAAUUGAAGGAGCGAUGCGGAUUCUUCAAUAGCCCGGAGGUUAUUGCCGCACUCCAAUACUAGAACUUGUGUUCAGUCAUCGGAUAUGAAGAAGUACAUGUAGACGGUUGGCCUUUGUGGCUAAUAGCGAUUUAAUGAAUCAAAGUGGAUUACACGAUCUCAAUGAAAUCAAUUUCCAUCUUG
Molecule: messenger RNA, 1898 nt
Organism: Pyrenophora tritici-repentis Pt-1C-BFP
Lineage: Eukaryota; Fungi; Ascomycota; Dothideomycetes; Pleosporales; Pleosporaceae
Product: PnbA, Carboxylesterase type B
Source: RefSeq, a predicted model, not a curated record